Lethenteron reissneri (Far Eastern brook lamprey) is the source of this 1701-nucleotide messenger RNA. It is a transcript of the gene CXCL14, whose product is annotated as C-X-C motif chemokine ligand 14. NCBI's taxonomy places the organism in Eukaryota, Metazoa, Chordata, Hyperoartia, Petromyzontiformes, Petromyzontidae. The record is from RefSeq and is a predicted model, not a curated record. Gene Ontology annotation, cellular component: extracellular region. Gene Ontology annotation, molecular function: chemokine activity. Gene Ontology annotation, biological process: immune response.
GAGAGACGCUGCGCGCGCUCACAGAAGCAGCAAUUCAAGUGGCAGCGCGGAUAAUAGGAAGGCAGCACGGGUAAGAGGAAAGUAGCAGCACGGGUUAGAGGAAGGGGGCACGGGUAAGAGGAAGGGGGCACGGGUAAGAGGAAGGGGGCUCCUGGUCCCAGGUUGCGCAUCGAAUCAACGCCACCCGCGAUGUCCCCGAGCGGAACCGCAGCCGCGUUCCUCGCGCUACUCGUGCUCGGAGCACACGUGACCCAGGCGGUGUACGUGAUCCGCCGCGGGGCCUGCCGCUGCCAGCGCGCCCCGAGGGCCGUGUUCCCCAACGAGCUGCGCUUGGUCGAGCGCAGACGCCUCGCGCCGCACUGCGACCUCGAGGUCAUGGUGAGCACCACCGUGGUGUCACGCUUCAAGGGCCACACGUUUUGCCUCCAGCCGGCGCUUGCGUCGACGCGGGCGCUGCUCAAGGCGUGGGGCCGCGUGCAGGAGGAGCGGCGCGCGCGCCACGCCCGCUGGCAGGCGCGAUGGAGGCGGACACACAAGAUGUACUACCAGUGAGCGAGCCAGCCGGCUGGGGCGGGUGCUCAUGGAUGAACGACGGCUCGGGGCUCGCUCGGCCCCUCGCUGUCGGUAGAGAAGAGAUACGCCGGGGCACACGACCGGAGAGUUGAAAAAAUGUACCCUCCGUGACAAUGGAACGGACCACAACUCCUCAAGGUGUCCCGAGUCCCGUGUUGAGCAUCGACGUUCGCUCGCUUGGCGUUGGGUCGAACCAUUAUGUCUGUAGGGGUGUUUUAUUUGCGUUGCUGGAAGUCGCUAACAAUCGCCUUUUACACUUCCCUUACCCCGGCCUUCGUUGUCCGCUCCACAAAUUCGUUCUUUGUGUGUUAAAUUUUUUUUUAUAUAUGCACACGUAAUGUAAACACAUUGUAUUGCUUUGUAUGCAGUAUAUAUUUUAAAACUGUCUGUGUGGUCUAUUCAUUAUUCAUAUUUGCUGCAUUAUUUAAGAAUCGCAUCGGCCGAGUGUUGUGCGCGCAGAGCCUUAGCCCGGCCGCAUCAAUUGGCUUGCACAGUGAACGCUCAAAACGUCAUUUAAACAGAGGAACGAUUUCCUCUGCGCAUCAAUACUGCCGGGGUUUGUUUGUGGCGAUUAAGUGAAACUAAUUAUACACACACACACACACUGUCACACACAUCGAUGAGCGCACGCCGAUACGCACGCACACACUGACACACAAAAGCAGAAAAAAAGACACACACAUAGAUGCACAAACACACUGACACACAGAUAAGACAAAAAUCCCCCGGCACUAAACUACGACACUUAUUAUUUUACCAAGUAAGGCCCACUGAGCUAUAUAGCUCUUUUUCAGAAGCGACCUGGCCACACAUAUUAGAAUUCACUCGUCUGCAAUUGUUUAGACGUCGUCUGCUUCACAAAUGAAAUAUGUUGUUUAUUAUGGAUUUUGAUGUGCUGAAUUCAAAUAUGACAAUUAAAACAAUUGAUUGGCUACUGCUCACAGGAUAUUUAUGUUUUUACAUUUUACGUCUUGUAUAUUGUGUAGAUAGUGUCUUACGCAUAAAUUGUAAACCUUUUCACGUGUUUAUGGUUGCUUUACAUGAUAACAUGUCACCUGUCCUGUUCAUGUAACACUUUAAAAUCAGCAAAAGGGUUAUAUAAAUAAAAUGUAUUAUGAAACAAAAGGC